Molecule: messenger RNA, 576 nt
Organism: Aureobasidium vineae
Lineage: Eukaryota; Fungi; Ascomycota; Dothideomycetes; Dothideales; Saccotheciaceae
Source: the annotation of a GenBank genome assembly
AUGGCAAGCAUUGAAGCAGAAGGUCCUGAUGUUUCGGGCGAGAUUCCCCAGGUGCCGAUCAACUUCGUUCCUGCAACAGAGGGCGAGACCUUUGCUUUGGGACAGUUGACCAUCAGAAUCAUGGAAGAUGGUUCUAGGACGGACAACAGAAUUGGCACAGUCGAACUGACUGUUCCUGCCAACACCUCUGGCCCACCACCACACUGGCAUGAAAUGCACGAUGAGACUUUCCUUGGUAUGAGUAUAAAAUGGCCGAUGAUCAAUGUACUCGUUGCUAAUAGUCGCCANGUAACCGAAGGCACCAUCAGAUUUACUUGGUACACGACUACGGCAUCAGAACCGACCAAGACAGUUGACGCGCACGCCGGUGAUUACGUUGUCGUGCCCAUAAGAGCGCCUCACACAUUCUCCAACCCAACAGACAAGCAGGCCAAGUUUGUAAAUACCUUCACUCCGGCAUUUUACGUCAACUACUUCAAGCUCUUGGCAAAGUACAUCGGUAACGGCAAGGUCAUGACUCCAGAGGCCAACAAGAAGGCCAUGGCGACUUUCGCGACCAUUCCGUUGCCAAAGUAA